AUGUUUUUAAUCAACUCUGGAAAAAACGUUUUCAACACUUUGAAAGAAUUAAUUCAAAAAAAUCUUCCACUGUUGAAUGAACAACAGAAGUAUGUAUUUGAUACUCUUAUGAAAGUAACAAAUGAUGAUACUGGAGGGAUAUAUUUUUUGGAUGCACCUGGUGGUACAGGAAAAACUUUUUUGAUUUCAUUAAUAUUAUUAACAAUUCGUUCACAAAAUAAAAUUGCACUUGCACUCGCUUCCUCUGGAAUCGCAGCAACUUUGCUUGAAGGUGGUCGAACAGCCCAUUCAGCACUAAAAUUGCCAUUAAAUAUGCAAAGCAAUGAAUUUCAAAGCUACAACAUUUCGAAGAAAUCUGCAAUUGCAAAAGUUUUGCAGAAUGUCAAUUGA
Messenger RNA from Macrosiphum euphorbiae (potato aphid), 390 nucleotides. The record is from the annotation of a GenBank genome assembly. NCBI's taxonomy places the organism in Eukaryota, Metazoa, Arthropoda, Insecta, Hemiptera, Aphididae.